GUACCCAACCGCCCGUCCUGUCUAGCGCGCGCUGUGCCCCCAGCAGGUCGGCAAAAAUCCGCACGAAAUCGCCAGUUCGAAACCGUCAGACUCGUCGCGCGCGGCCCGCCCGGCCGCCGCGGCGCCGACCUCCCGCUCAUCAUGCUCACGGUGUCCCUCCUGGACGAGCACCUCUCCCGCUGCCGCUCCGCGCGGCACCUCCUCCAAAUCCAUGCGCAGUUCCUCGCGUCGGGCCUCCUCGUGGACGCCUUCGCCGCCAGCCGCCUCCUUCUCUUCACCACCUCCGCCGCCGCCGCGCGCCUCCUCCCGUGCCCGCUCCACCACUCGCUCCGCCUCCUCCGCCUCGUGCGCAGCCCCAACGCGUUCGCCUGCAACACCCUCCUCAGGGCGGCCGUGCGCCACGGCCAGCCCCACCUCUGCCUCUCGCUCUACGCGUCCAUGCCCGCGGCGCCCGACGCGUACACGCACCCGCUCCUCGCCGCCGCCUGCGCCGCCAGGGGGGACGCGGGGGAAGGUCAGCAGGUCCACUGCCGCGCCGUCAGGCACGGGUUCGGCGACAACGUGUACCUCAGGAACGCACUGAUGCACAUGUACUCAGCGUGCGGACGCGUCGCGGACGCGCGCAGGGUGUUCGACGCGGGGCCCGUGUGGGAUGCCGUGUCCUGGAACACGAUCCUGGCCGCGUACGUGAGGGACGGGGACAUUGAGCAUGCAGUCAUAGUGUUUGAGAGCAUGCCCGAGAGGAGCUCCGCAGCAGUGAGCUCGAUGGUGGCGCUGUUCGGGAGGAGGGGGAUGGUGGACGAGGCGAGGAGGGUGUUUAAUGGGGCAGAGCGUAGGGAUGCUUUCACGUGGACAGCGAUGAUUUCUUGCUUUGAGCGGAAUGGCCUGUUCCUGGAAGCGUUGGGAGUGUUCUCAGAUAUGCGUGUGGAGGGGUGGCCUGUGGAUGAGGCGGUUAUGGUCAGUGUGGUCGCUGCUUGCACAGGGUCAGAGGUGAUUCAGAAUGGGGAGGUUUGCCAUGGGCUGGUUGUCAGAGGUGGCCUAGGUUCGCGGGUGAAUGUCCAGAAUGCACUGAUCCACAUGUACUCAAGUUGUCUGAAUGUUAUUGCGGCUCGGAGAUUGUUCAAUAGUGGUAAGUGUUUGGACCACUUCUCCUGGAACUCGAUGAUCGCUGGCUAUCUGAAGAAUGGCCAUGUCGAAGAUGCAAAGGCGUUGUUCGAUGCGAUGCCCGACAAGGACAACGUUUCUUGGAGUACAAUGAUAUCUGGUUGUGUGCAAAAUAACCAGUCAUCUGAGGCGCUCACUGUUUUUGACAACAUGAGAACCCACGGAAUCAAACCGGAUGAGGUUACACUUGUGAGUGUCAUCUCUGCGUGUACUAAUAUUUCUGCUCUGGAGAAAGGAAAGUCAGUGCAUGAGUACAUACGCCAACACCAAUAUAACAUCAAUAUUGUACUUGGGACUAGCCUCAUUGACAUGUACAUGAAAUGCGGAUGCUUGGAGACUGCACUGAAAGUCUUCAACACGGUGGAAGAGAAAGGAACACCUUGCUGGAAUGCUGUCAUUGUGGGACUAGCCAUGAAUGGCCUUGUGACAAAAUCCCUUGACAUGUUUUCAGAGAUGGAAGCAUCUGGCACUGCUGUCCCGAAUGAGAUAACUUUCACUGGAGUUCUGAGUGCUUGCAGACACGCCGGCCUAGUUGAGGAGGGCCGCCACUUCUUCAAGUUGAUGCAGAACAAGUACCAGAUUGUACCAAACAUCAGACACUAUGGAUGUAUGGUUGAUCUCCUUGGACGUGCUGGAUAUGUCAGAGAGGCUGAGGAUCUGAUUGAGAGCAUGCCGAUGUCACCUGAUGUUCCAGCAUGGGGUGCAUUGCUUGGCGCCUGUUGGAAGCAUGGUGAUAGCGAGGUUGGGGAAAGAGUUGGGAGGAAGCUUGUCGAGCUGGAUCCUCAUCAUGACGGGUUCCAAACUAUGCUAUCUAACAUAUACGCUUCAGAGGGGAUGUGGCAAUGUGUAAAGGACCUAAGGGGUUCCAUGAAGCAACAACACGUCUCAAAAGUCUCAGGGUAUAGUGUGGUUGAAUUGUCACAUUCUUCAUGAAAUCCUAGCAGGCGAUGUCAUUUGAAACUUGAAGCAGAAUGGAUAGAGGGUGGUUUAAGUUGAAAUAUCACAUGGUCAUAAUCCGAUCAUUACUGAUAUUCUUAGCUUGUGUUCGAGCUAUUGUACAUAUGUGGUUAUUCGAUCAUUACUUAUUUCCGGCAUGAAGAAUCUAUCCCGAGACAUUUCCACAUGAAGACGUUAGACGUUGGAGUGUUUAGGGUGUCUUGUGUGUUCAUAACAUUUUCCAAGCAUGGCUCUAAGCUUUUGCAUUCGUUGAUAACGAGUUUCAAGGCGUGAGGCCGGCAGAUAGCCAGGGAUUGCGUGUUGUCUGCAAGACAAAUGGCCCAAACAACAUCUUCUCACCAGUGUGGAAACUGGAACCAAAAGCAGGAUAUGUAUAGGGGCGAAAUUUGUUUUCCGAUCAACAAGAUAUGGAGGGGUCAAGAAGACAAGAAGUACAAGAAUCUGUACAUAAUAUGGAGAACGCAGAAUUCAGGGGAGGUCAGGGGUGGCGAGGUGACACGGCUAACCGAAGGCUAAUGCUAAUGCUACUGAGUGCUCGUGCUGCCUACCAUAUUCAUGUUCUGUGGCACCUUCACUUUUCCUGCUGCCAAACGUGUUCUGCUGUUCUUCCCUAGCUUAAGCAGUAUGGCACCAAUUGGUGCCACCAAUACCAUCUACCACUUCAAUCAAUUCCGCAGCCUAACUCAAUUCUCCUGGCGAUGUCGCACCACAGGCCACAGCAACCCACAUCCUGGUCGCCAUCACCUACAGCCUAAUGCAGUGAACCCCAAAGCAUAAUCGGCGAUGAACCACGCUAGAGUACAAAUCUCAUGCAACUUUGUUUGUUGUGCCUCGCCUUCUAGAUUUCAGGUGGCUGAAAGCUCCGCCGGCAAGGUUAGGGCUUCGGGGUUGGUUAGGGUUUGAGGCCAAGGUGGGGGCUUGCUCAGAUGGAGCUCCAAGGGCAUAGGCUUGACCAGCGUUGGGAGGUGGUGUGACGAGGGGCGGGCUCCGUGGGCGGCAUACGGGCGGUGGGUAAGGUAGGCGGUAGGGCGAGGAAAAUCGAGUGGUUAGUGUGGCGGGGCGGAUUUGACAAUGGGAGAGCAAUCGGAGACAGAAGGAGGAUCGCCUCCGCCUCGAGAAGCCAAGGUCACCCAGAAGUGCAUGGUACAUGUCUUAAUGUUGAUGCUGAUACUUGAGAAGUAUUUGCCAUCCUUGUACUGCGGCUCUUCUUCAACCUGCUUUGGUGGAAGGGGGCAUUUUGGGUUCAUGAUGUGAUUGGGUAUUUCUGAGAUUUGAUUAUGGUGAACAAUGUAUGUGAUGAGUGCUGGCCACAAGGUUUAUUUUGUUGUGUGCAUGUGCUAGUGGUUUACCGGAUCUUCAUUAGUGGGGUAUGCAAUUUCUAAACUUGUUGGCACAAAUAUUGUUCUGUUUUAUUACUCUUUAUGUUUCACUUUGUAGCAGAUGAUGUAGUUUCAUCUUAGAUCUGCAUCUAACGUUCUACUCUUUUCUUUCUUUUGGCAGAAACUCAUGGAACUUAUGCUUACCCUGAAAUACAGGAUGAAUAUGACUACUUCUCCACAACAUUUUAUCUUUACAACAAAUACAAAGAUGUAGUUUCAUUUGAUGAAUGCAACGAUAGUUUCAUUUCAUGUUCUUGUACAAUCAGCCAAUGUGUGUUUGACGGUGAAAUGUGCAGGUAGGAACACAAAAUGUUGGUGUCCUGCAGCUCUUGUAGACCUACCGCUAUUGCUCUUGUUUGGUUAAAUUUCAGGGUGAACAAAAUAUUUGAUGCAAAAUAUUGUGAUGUCCAUAAGCAUUUUAGUUUCUAUGAUAUCUGAAUCUUUUUUGUGCAGA
This is a messenger RNA of Phragmites australis (common reed), 3954 nucleotides long. RefSeq names its product pentatricopeptide repeat-containing protein At1g05750, chloroplastic-like. The record is from RefSeq and is a predicted model, not a curated record. Lineage: Eukaryota; Viridiplantae; Streptophyta; Magnoliopsida; Poales; Poaceae. Gene Ontology annotation, molecular function: protein binding; RNA binding. Gene Ontology annotation, biological process: RNA modification. The transcript is spliced from 4 exons. Bases 142 to 2097 code for a protein of 651 amino acids.